CGAGAGAGUAAGAGAGAGAGAGAGAAAAAGAAUUAUACCUCAUGUUAUAUAUUCAAGGGAAUUGAAUAUACUAAGUCAAUGGAAUCUCUGGAAUUACUUUCGUUAAACUUUUAUAAAUCUAUACUAAAAACCAACGUUGGAAAAUAUAUAUCAUUUCAAGAGUUUUGUUCAAAGCUAUACGAUCUAAAGCUAACAACUCGAAUCGAAUUGAACGAUUUGCACUCGCAAUUCGACAAUUACGGAGAAUCAGCUUUUAAUUACUUAAUUCAAAUUCUAACCGAUUCUACAAUAGACAACUUUUGCAACAAUCUCAAGGAAAACGACAAGAAAUCUAUUAAAGAGUUUGCCAACAAGUUGAAAACCAGUAAGAUAUUAUGGAAGCUAUUAAUUGACGAUGUAAAAUGUCUAAGGAGAAAGGAUUUAUGCGAGAUCCGCCCACUACUCUUCGAAGAGAUUAAACCCAUUCGACUAUCGGAUGUAACCGCAACUAUAAAAUUAAUAACAACUAAGGAUAAAAGCACACUUGAAAAUUGUUGUGAAUGGAAUGGAAACGGCGUCGAUUAUAGUAAUUUCUACGGAAUUUUUGAUAAAUUCAAUAAAAUCCUAAUAGAAGGAGGAGAAGGGAUUGGAAAGACUAUUCACGUUCGACAUCUUAUCUAUUGUUGGGCGAACGAUGUUUGGGAAAAGCAUACAGAUAAAUUAAUUAUUCGUCUAUCCUUACGCAAUUUAACUAAUCAACAAGAUAUCUUUGACGCAAUUAUUCAACAAAAUUUCCAACAGAUUAGCUAUAUCGACAAAAGACUCGUACAGUUAUUUUUCCACGAAAACAACUCCAAAGUUCUACUAUUCUUAGACGGAAUAGACGAGAUAAACAACUCGUACGGAAUUGAUGAUUUAACGAACGGCACUUCAAAUAGAGAAUUAUCAACAGUGGUUAAUUCUAGAAAAUGGAAAAUUAACGAUUUAAUAAAUAAUCCUAAUCCGGAAUUAUCGACAAUUGUUUGGUCGAGAAAGUGGAAAUUAGAAGAAAUACAAGAAUCAUUCGAUAUAGUAUUUGAGUUGGAAAGUUUUAAUGAUAAAGAAUUGAAAUAUUUCUACGAAAAAUCCAUUAUUGGCUGUUCAGAAAGAAUUCAAUACUUUCUUCAAGUGCUGAACAAUCAAAAAUGGUUCAUUAAGGAUUUUUGCCGAAUUCCUUUAUACUCUCUAAUUGUUUAUAUUGUUUGGCAGUAUAAUAAAUGCGAAUUUAAAGAGAAUCGCUUCGAAUACUAUACGGAAAUCAUGAGGAUUAUUCAAGAGAGGGACGGUCUCGAUAAGCGAAACACUAUGCCAAUUAUCCAUAAACUACACAAGCUGGCGUUCAGUCACCUAAAAACGAAUCAAUCAACAAUCAACAUUGCCGACGAUCAUCAACUAAAAGAGAUUAUAGUCACAUUAGGCAACAUUCUUCAAUUAGACGAUCAAAACAAUGUUCAAUUCUAUCAUCACUCCUUUCAAGAGUUCUUUACGGCUAAGUAUAUUAUUGCGCAAUAUCCGAUUAAUUUCUCCGGACGUGUUAAAAGCAUAAGUAAAACUUGGAAACAAUUCGAAAAGAAUAUGAAAGAAUUUCUUAUGGCAGUGAAAAGAAUUCAAUUUUUCAACACAAUGAACUUUAUUAAACAAGGAAAUAUUGAUAUAUUUGAAAAAAUCAUUCUUAAAUUUGAUAUUAUUCCAACUCUAUACGAAUCUAAAUAUCUCGUAAAGGAACACCUUGGAAAGAGACGCUACCAUAAUUACGAAUUAAAAUUAAACGACACGAAUGAAGGACAUUCAAGUUCAACAAUACUAGCCGUUCUCCUACAUAGAAUUGGAUCUAAUCUAACCAAUAUGACGAUUGCAAUUAACUCGGUUUCUUUCAAAUCUAUUCUUCAUAUUUUAAGUAAACAUUCACCGAAUUUGAAGGAUUUAUCGUUGAUUUGUGGCGAAAGAAUAGAGUUGUUCUAUCAGAGUGAAUCGUUUCUAGAAGUUUUUCUAACUUUAAUCUCUUCAACGAACGUCGAAAGAAUACAAUGGAAAAAGCAUAUUUUCAACAUCUCUUCCCACAGCCGCAAUAGAAACGAAACGAAUUCGACAAUACAAAGAUUCAUUGAAGAGUUUGAAAUUUCCAACGAUCCUAAUUGCAAAGACGUCUUCGAUAUUCAAACGGCAAACGGUUCAGUUUUCUUGAAAAGUUAUCAAGAUAAAAGCAAACACUUCCUACGGAUUGUUGAUAGAAAUUACAUGAAUUUUUUAAGUAAAUUAAACGAUACGGAGACUUUAAUACUCGAAAAUAAAAUAAUACCAUACUAUAUUUAUUUGGAUUUUCACGAUAUGUUGGAAGAGAGAAAGAAGAGGGAACAGAUCAAAUCUAUUAUCAUCCUCAAUACAAUUGUACGAAAUAGAGAUAAUUCAACGUUUAUCAACUACAAUAGUCAUUACAAAAGUAACGCUUCCAACAUACCAAAUGGAGUUAUAGAAAGUAAACAUGUAGGAAAGUUUGUCCUAUUGAAUUCCAACGUAAAUUGCUCGAAUAGAGAGGGAAAGUACGAAUUUCUUGCCAGAACUAAGAGAAAGGCAUUAAAAUUGAUCAACUCUUCCUCAAUUAAUGACAAUACCGGCAGCAGCAAUAGUUUUGAAACGAAUCUCGUAAUUGUCGAAGAGAGUAUGAAAUACAGAAACGACUGUAGAUUGAAUCUAUGCAAAAAGGACGACCUAUUUAAAAGACGUCGAAUGGUUGGAAAUUGUUUUCAUUCAAUUAAACCGUUCAAGUAUUUUAUGAAAAAGAACAUAAAAGAAUUACAAGUGAUAAACAUUAAUUUUCAAUAUAUGCCUACAACGAAACUUGAUAGGGAUGUAUGGAAAUUAAAUUCAACUAUAGAAGUAUUGGAUUUUAGCUAUAGUACCUUUACAAAUCAGACUUUUUAUUCAAUAUUCUCAGCCUUAAAGGAACACUGUCGUCGUAUAAUUCAUAUUAAUUUAUCAAAUUGCGAACUAACCGAAACACAAGGUAAAAUACUAAGCGAUUUAUUAACGAAACUAUCAACAAUCAAGGUUAUUAAUUUGGCUUCGAACAAACUACUCAAAGGCAGCUUUGAUAAAAUUAUUCCAUCUCUGAAACUCUCCGAUCAAAAGAUUCAAGAAAUUAACUUUUCAGACUGCAAUCUAACAACUGAUCAGGGUGAAUUGAUAAGCGCUAUCCUCUUGAAUUGCUUUUCGCUUAAAUCGCUUAAUCUCAGCUCGAAUAGGAAAUUGAAAGAAAGCCUUUAUUCAAUCAUUCGCUCGAUAAAAAGGUCUAAUCCUAGAAUAGAAUACUUAAACUUUUCCAACUGCAAUUUACAAGGAAAUCACGGAAUUUUACUAGCCGAAGUGUUUGAAUAUAGUAAAUCAAUUGAAAAAUUCUAUCUGGCUACCAAUCCGGAUAUGAAGAGAGGACAAGGCGCUCUCCUUUCGUCGUUAAAGGGAUGUAGUUCGUUAAAAGUUCUACAUCUGUCCACUUGCAACCUGAACGCAGAACACGGACUACUGCUUGCCGAACUAUUCUCAAUAUGCCCCCUAUUGGAGGAUAUUUGCUUGAAGAAUAACGACGAGAUUGAGAAGGGUUUUGACGAUAUUUUAACGUCUCUUCAACAGUUACGUUGUUUGAAAAAGUUCAAUUUCACUAAUUGCCGAUUGAAUGACAAACACGGCAAACUAUUGGGUGAUUUAGUCAAACGAUUUAAUUUUAAACUUGAAAAAGUCAAUCUUAACGGAAAUAUUAGCAUUACAACUGGCUUUGAUAAUAUAUUAUCUAGUUUGAAAGAGUCGACAACCCUUCGGGAGAUUAAUCUAUCGAAUUGCGGAUUGAACGUUUGUCAAGGAGAAAUAUUGUCAAAAAUCGUAUCGAAUUGUUCGCAUUUAUCGAAAUUAUACUUGAAAAACAACCAGAAUAUUGAACAGAACUUCUAUUCGAUUAUUAAAUCGUUAAGAUCGUCAAAUCACCUUAAAGAAAUAGAUUUCUCCGGAUGCGAUCUGAACGAUAAAUGCGGAUUAUUGCUUGCGGAAAUCUUUCGAAAUUGUUGCACUUUGGAAAAAGUCUAUUUGAAAUGUAAUCAUAGAUUAGAGAGUAGUUUCGAUAAAAUCAUUUCGUCGCUUAAAAGAUCUUCAAAGAGUCUUCGAGUAAUCGAUCUAUCCGGUUGUGGAUUGAAUGAAAGGAGCGGAUCGAUAAUUGCCGAAUUGUUUAAAAGUUGUUGUUCGUUAGAAGGGAUUCAUUUAAAGUAUAAUCAAGAUAUGAAAGCAAGCCUCAAUAAAAUUAUUCAAUCGUUUCAAACAACUUUAAUACUGAACGAAAUUGAUCUAUCCGGAUGUAAUCUGAAUGAAAAACAGGGCGAAUCAUUGGCUCAAGUACUGCAAAUUAAUAGGUCGUUGGAAAAACUCUAUCUAAGGUAUUGCAAGAAUAUUGGAUUAGGUUUCUAUCCGAUUUUCUGUUCUCUCGAUACGAUUACCACCCUAAAAGAAUUGGAAUUAUCCGGAUGCGGAUUGAAUGCAGCUCACGGAAAGCUGCUCGCCAAAGUAUUACGCCGUUGCAGUUGCUUGGAAAGAAUUUGCUUGAAAUUUAAUAAAGGUCUUUGUUCAAGUUUCGAUACGAUUAUUGAAAGUUUACAACGGCUGAAAUAUUUAAAGGACGUCGACUUUUCCGGUUGCGAAUUGAAUGAAUAUCACGGUAAAUUACUGGUAGGAUUACUUAGAAAUUGCCCUCUCCUACGUAGAAUUGGAUUGGAUUAUAAUAAAACCAUUAAAGGAGAAAUAGAUAAUAUUCUUGUUGCGAUGAAGAGAUCGUGGAUUAUCGAUCAAAUCGAUCUAUCGGGCUGCGGAUUAAAAGCGAAACAGGGAGAAAUUCUCGAAGAACUAUUCAUAAAUUCUUAUUCAUUUCAAAGAAUCUACCUUAAAUACAACGGAGGCGUACAAAGCGGUUUCGAUAGAAUUAUUUCAUCGUUAAAAUUGUUACCCUAUCUUAAAGACCUUGACCUUUCGUUUUGCGAAUUGAAUAAGAAACAGGGAAAACUGUUGGCUGAAUCCUUUCAAAAGUGUCUACUAUUGGAGAGAAUCUAUUUAAAGAAUAAUUUUGGUAUGGAAGAAAGUAUUACUAGUAUUAUUCGCAGUUUAGAAAAGUUGCGCAAUUUAAAAGAACUAGAUCUAUCCAGGUGUAAAUUGAAUGAGGAGCAAGGAGUUAUCUUGGGUAAAGUUUUUAAAGAUUGUCCGCUUCUGGAGAAGGUUCUUUUAAAUUCAAAUAUGGACAUUAACGCAGGUUUCAACUCUCUAAUUCCAGCCUUAGAGCUGCUGCACAAUCUAAGAGAAAUAGAUUUAGGCUGUUGCCGAUUGACAAUAGAACAGGGAAUGUUGCUCGCAAAAGUCUUUAAAGAUUUCGCUUCUCUCGAAAGAAUCAAUUUGAAACGAAACUUUGUUGACUUGAGAACGAAAAUUGACGUUGUAAUAUCGCUCUAUUACAAUUUGAGUGAUUCUGUACAGUUGGAACUAUAAAUUUGUAAAUAUUAAAAUGGUUGAACGCCAUCUCUAUUAUACAAUUUGGUGUGUGUCCACGUGCAUAUAUACACAGUAUAUAUGUAUAUUGCAUAUACAAAUACAAACAUGCUGCCAAGUUGAAAUCCUUCUUUUCAAUGUCUUUAUCCUAAAUAUU
Molecule: messenger RNA, 5689 nt
Organism: Dimorphilus gyrociliatus
Lineage: Eukaryota; Metazoa; Annelida; Polychaeta; Dinophilidae
Source: the annotation of a GenBank genome assembly